Peromyscus maniculatus bairdii (prairie deer mouse) is the source of this 7249-nucleotide messenger RNA. The record is from RefSeq and is a predicted model, not a curated record. Lineage: Eukaryota; Metazoa; Chordata; Mammalia; Rodentia; Cricetidae.
UACAAAUAAAAUCACAUUUCAGUACAAAUAAAAUAUCACCAUAAGAGGUAGAGGUUAUUUUGGAAAGGAUUACAAAGUGAAUGAAUAGAAUAGAGGUAAAGACCCAUUCUGAUCACUAUUAUUAUUAUUUUCAGUCCUAGGAUUGUAUAUGCAAGCACUCUGUUGCCAAGCUAUAUUUCCAGCUCUUUUUUUGAGUUUUUAUUUUGAGAUAGUCUCACUAAGUUUCCUAGGCUUGCCAGGAAGUCUGUUGCACAGGUAGCCCUUGAACUUAAUCAUCCUGGCUAGUCUCCAGAGUAGCUGAUAUAAUAGGCCUGUGCCAUGAGGCUCUAUUAGACUUCCUUUUUUAAUUUAAUGUUGUUACUUGUUUUUUACUCUUUUCGGGGGCCCCUCCAACCAGUGCCUCAAUAAAUCACAUGCAGAUGCUUCUUCUUAAUUAUGAUUGCCCAGCCUUAGCUUGGCUUAGUUUCUAGACAGCUUUCCUUAACUUAAAUUAACCCAUCUAGCUUUUGCCUCUGGAUUUUUCCCAUUCUCUUCUAUAAAUCUUAAUCUUACUUUAUGACUUGCUGGUUAUGUAGCUGGGUAGCUUGCCCUUGAUGGACUCCUGUUCUCUAGCGCCUUCUCUAUAUGUUCUGUCUGCUGAGAUUUUCAUCUAUCUUUUCUGCUGCCUUGCUAUUGGCCAGUUCUUUAUUAGACCAGCAUGUAAUUUACACAGGACAGUAACAAAGCUUUACAGAAUUAAAGAAAUGCAACAUAAGCUAACACACCUCAAAGUAAUAUUCUACCAAAAUUUAAAAAAAAAUUCACACAAUAUAUUUUAGUCAUAUUUUCCUCUCCCCAAACUACUCCUAGAUACCCACUCAACUUCAGAUUCUUUCUGUUAAAAAUAAAAAAAAAAAAAAAUUACAUGGGGUCCAUUUUGUUUUAACCAGCUAUUCAUGAGCAUGUGGCUUGUCCUGGAGUGUGUUUAACAUAUUUUGUCUCUCUAUUGAAGGAAACUGGUUUUCUCCAUCCCAGAAGUUAAUGGAUGCACAUAGCUUCUUGGUUAGAUGAGGGACUUUGUGCCCACUUCCCAUUCUCUGUGCUGGGAUUUUUGUCUGGCUUGAAGUAGUACAGAUGUUGUGCAUGCUGUCAAAGUCUCUGGAAUUUCAAAUGUGCAUUAGCCCUAUUGUGUCUGAAAAAUGUUGUUUCCUUGGAGUUUUUUUUUUAUCACCUCUGGCUUUUAUAGUCUUUCUACUUUCACACACACACACACACACACACACACACACACACACACUUGAGGGGGUGGCUUUAAGGGGCUUUCCCUUUAGUACUGAGUGCUCCAAAAACUCUCACUCUCUGAAUGUUGUCCAGUUGUGGUUGUCUGUAUUAGAUAAUAUCUACUGCAAGAUGUCUCCUUUAUGAUGAGUGCUCAGUAAUGUGAUACUCUAUGGAUGUAACAAUAUGUAGUUAGGAGUCAUUUUAUUUCUAUGUUCAUUUGGCAGAAUAAUUAUAAUAAAUUUUCCCUUUAGGCCUCUGACCUAUCUAGUCUCAGGUUCUUGUCCUUAUUAGUGUGUCAGGUAUAGGUUCCAUCUUGUAGAGCUGGCCUUCAAUCCAAUUAAAAGGUGGUUGGUUACUCAUAUAGCAUUUGUGUCACUAUUGCACAGUCAGUGGGUGUAUCUUGCAGACAGGUUGCUCUUAUACCUCACAGGGUUGAAACCUGUGUGAGGCUGAUGAUUACUUUUCUUCUCUCCAGUAGUGUGUAUCAUAUCUUUCAACACUAUGAACUCUAGUUACCUGGAGUGAAGCUUCUAAUUGAGCAUGAGCUUCUGAGUACAUCUUUGGUUUCAUUUUCUUUUCAUUCAUCCCAUUCUGCUACCGAGGCCCCUAACAUACACUUUCUGAACUGAACUGUUCUCUUUCCUCUAAGUUUGACUUCCUAUUUGUUUUGCAGUUUGAGGCAUAUUUGAAUGUGAGCUGUGACACUGAAAGACUAUGUAUUGCUCUUGGCUAGAGAAAGAAUGUGAAAACAAUCUUGACCUUACUUUGCACACAAUUCUAUCACAAGUCUAUUUGGUUCCUAUGACCACAUUUUCUCAACAUUGUCCAGGUAGUGAUGUGUAGUAAAGUUGAUAAUAAAAGAUGAAAUGAAAGUAAAAAGAAUGUUCAUUCUGUUAACUAACGUCACAGUUUAGGCCCAGAGACAAGAGGACUAAUAGCUCUGAUGACCCGAAUUACUUAACCAUUUCCUUCUUCUCCAUUGCUAGAUCUCAGUUCAUGUACUAGUUUUAUCCUUUUUUAUGCCAUUGAAGAAUAAUAUUUCGGUUUCAGGCUUGACGUUGAAGAGGAUUUGGCACUAUUGAAUUUGUGUGCUGUGCAAGUCCUGCUGCAGGGACUGAGGGGAGAGUAUGUCCAGCUGGGAAGCCAGGACAUGAGUUAGAGCUCCAACAGGAGAUUCUUAGAGGUCAUGGCAUGAAUCUGAGAGGAUGAAGCCUGGAUCGCUUUUUAGAACAUGAGAUGCAUCACAGUCACAGUGAGGAGAUCCUGAGAGUUCUUUGCAUGAGGCUGUGAUGGUGAACUCGGGAUUGCCUUUUGAGACCACAAGAUGAGUGCAGUGACCUAUAAUGAUGUACAUGUGGACUUCAGUGUAGAAGAGUGGGCUUUGCUGGAUUCUUCCCAGAAGAAUCUAUACAAUGAUGUGAUGCUAGAGACCUACAGGAACCUCAGAGCUAUAGGCAACAGUUUGGAAGACCAUAAUAAUGAAAAACAUUGUCAAAGUUCUGGAAGACAUGGCAGGAAUGAAAGAAAUCAUACUGGAGAGAAACUCGCUGUAAAUACUCAAUGUGUUAAAACGUUUGCAUAUCACAAUCAUCUUCAAAUACAUAAAAGAACACAUACUGGAGAGAAACCUUGUGAAUGUAAUGAGUGUGGUAAAACCUUUGUAUGUCAAAAGAGUCUCCAAGUACAUAAAAGAACUCAUACUGGAGAGAAACCUUAUGAAUGUCAUCAAUGUGGUAAAGCUUUUGCCUAUCACAGUAGUCUCCAAAUACAUAAAAGAACACAUACUGGAGAGAAACCACACACAUGUAAUCAAUGUGAUAAAGCCUUUACAAAAUACAGUUAUCUCCAAAUACAUAAAAGAAGACAUACUGGAGAGAAACCUUAUGAGUGUAAUCAGUGUGAUAAAGCCUUCGCAUGUCGAAGGAAUCUCCAAAGACAUAAAAGAAAACAUCCUGGAGAGAUACCAUAUGAAUGAAAUUAGUGUGAUAAAACUUUGCAUAUCAAAGUAGUCUCCAGAUAUAUAAAAGAAGACAUACUGGAGAGAAACCCUAGGGAUGUAAUUAAUAUGGUAUAGACUUUGCAUAUCAGUACUCUUCAAAAUCAUAAGAAAAUAAUCAUACUGUCGAGAAAUCCUAUAAAUGUAAUCAGUGUGGCAAACUUUUGCAAUUCAUGGUAGUCUUCAUACACGAGGAAAACUUUUAGUGUGUAAUUGAGCUGUUAAAUCCUGUGCAUAUAACAUUAGUCUGUGACAUUCUGAAAAAAAAAUGAAUACUGUAGGAAAUCUGACUAUAAAGGAUUUGGUAAGAUCAUUAGCCAACAUAUGUACAUUUAGUUACACGAGAUUAUUCUGGAGGAAAAAAAUCUAGCAAGUGUCAACAAUCUCUUCAGUCAUUAUGAUGUCUUUAUUUUGUUUGUACCUGCAAUCUCACAUAGACAAAAGGCCUAUGAAUUUAAACUAUUAAACAACAUUUAGAUUUCUUCUCUUCAAUCGCAGAAAAGAAAUCUAUGAGUAAAACUUUAUGGGUAUGUAUUAGUGCAUUUUCUGUUGCUGUAAUAAAACAUAAUGCCUAAGUCAACUUAUGAAAGAAUUUAAUUGGCCCUUGGUUCCUGAGAGAUACUGGAUCACAAUGAAAGUGGCAUGGCAACAAUUGUCAGAAAGGGCAGCUAAAGCAAGAAGCUAAGAACUUACAUCCUCGAUUUGCACCACAAAGUAGAGAGUGGGAACUGGAAAUGGUGUAUGGAUGAAAACUCUCAGGCCCACCCCUACUGACAUACUUCAUAAGCAUGGCAGCAUUUCCUAAAUCUUCUGAAAUGAUACCACCAACUGAGAAGGAUUGAUUUCUCUGACUUCAAGCCUACAUGCUAGUUUUCUGUUAUAUGAACCACUUCACAGUGAAGAAAAUCUCUGUAAGCCUUUUAAAUGUUUCAAGAUUUGUUUUAUUAGAAUGAAUUCUUACAAGAGAAAAGCAUUCAUGAGGAAAAUUUGUUUACAGAUUUUAACUAUGUGAUGUCAGUGUGUCUUUGUGUGAUGAUUAUGUGCAUGUGCAUUCUGAUCCCCAAGAAGGUUAGACCCUUGGAGCUUAUUGUAGCAUGAAUUACAGGAAGUUGUCAAAAACCUAACUUUGGUCCUAGGAAUGAACUUGUCUUAAUUGUUCAGCCAUGUCUCCAGGCCUGUAAAUAUUUUAAAACCUUUUACUACCAUCUUGAUAUCAAGAAAUAGGGAAGAACUGAUACAAGAGGAAACCCUAUUCAUGUAUAUGAUUUUGUAAGAACUUACACACCACAGUUGUCUUCAGUUUUUAAAAAAAAGGACUUCCUUCAUCUCUUUAACCUCAUAGCCUUGAAGGAAUCAAAUUACCAUGUUCACACAAGACCGAUGUUGGAGAUUAGUGCAUUGUGGUUCUAUUUUGCAACAUUUGAGGUAGUUAUUAAAGUGUGCUAUGUUUUACAAAUCUAUGUAGUCAAAUUCAAUUUGUGAUCCUUAUAUUCUUCUGUGGCCGUUGUUCAUCCUCGAUUGUGCUUUCACUUCUAGAUAGAUAUUUUUCUGUUGCAAUGUAUAAUAGAAUAGGAUGCCCAUCAUCUAAGUAGUCCAUUGUUUAUUUAAGCAUCAGGGAAUGGUGAUCAUACUUUUCAAGUAAGGGUGUCUGUGAAAGGGUGGUGGGUUUUAUUCUUGGUUUUCGUUUUCAUAUUUUCACAAAUUACCUUAAGAUGUUGUUUGUUAUUCAGCCUAGGUUGGAUGUUAGUAAUUUGUCUGGAAUACAUUUGAACUCAUGAUUCUCAUGUUUCAGUCUCCAGUGUAAAAUUCCAAGGGUAGGUGAUACACCCCUAACAUUUGCUAUUUUUUCAACAUGUUUUAAAAUGUUAAUUUUAAAUUGAUUAAUAGAGGAGAAUAUAAGAAACAUUACCUCAUGUGUACAUCCAAAGCUGCACUUUCAUCUCUGGAAGAGAUGUAAUGAGGUAAAAUGAUCAGCAAUCAGCUGUACAUUUGCCAUCUGUUUUCCUCUUUUCUCUGCUUAUUAGCUUUAUACUAUUUUUCAUUACACAUGAUUCAGUAUCUUUUUAUACAAGUGUAAAGUAAGAAAUGCAUUAUCCUUUUUACUGUUUUUACAAUGGUGGCUAAAAUGUCACAAAUAAGAACUAUGUACACUAACAUUAUCUUGAUUUAGGACCUCUGCCACUGAAUAAGCCAGGGCUUAUGAUGUUGCUCUGAGAUACCUCUUUUUAAAAUUGUCUCAUUGUGUUGUUUAAGUGGUUUCUGUAUUAUUAAUGAAUUAAUGUUGUAUUCAUUGUAAAAUAGCGAUAGAUCCCAAAAAAACUAUAGUGUAUUAGUUUGGAUUUUAAAAUAGUUGAGCUUAGAGAAGCUUAACAAUGGUAAUCUGAAUAUCAGCUUAAAUUUCACCAGGAAGCAGCAUGCAUUAUUCUGGUGUGCUAUUUAAUAAUUAUACCAGGAAUAGGUAAAUCUGGAGGGUGACAAAUAAUUGUUAUCGAUGACCUCCUCUGAAGAAACCAUUGUAACAAGUUUUAGCUGACAGCAGACCCUAGGACCACCAACAGUGUUAAUGGAUGCUGCUAAUUUUGACAGUUUAAUAGAGAAAAUCAUGAUUUAUCCCAUCACCUUGAUACAUUAUCUGCAGAUAGGAUAGCUAAUUCUCAUCUCUGUUGUACUUUUCUUGAGUAGUUGAUCUUAUUUGAUUUCUUACAGUGCUUAUUUUAUGUGGCUUCAGCUCUGUCAGUUCAUUUAGAUUGUUUCAAAGCUCCACACCAACACUUAGGAUUUAAAAUGGCAGAGUAAAAAUAUUUGUACUCUAUUCUGUCUGAAGUUACCCUCAUACAACACAAUACAGAUUCCCAUAGACAAAUAUUGCUGUAACUCCAAACUGAAAUAUUUGAAAAAUGGUUACCACAUGUAAAAAGAAUAUCCUUGUAGAAAGAGAUCUCUGAACUGACAGAACAAAGACAUGGCUCUUCUGUUUGCAGUAGGUCACGAUAUAUAGGGAGGAAUGGGAGCAUCCAUAGAUGUUUGGCAGCAUGAAAGAGCAAGAAGAAAGCAAAUAACGAAUACACAAGUGCAUUAUUCUUACAGCAGGAAAGCAGAGGGAGAGAUUGCCACAGACUCUUUGGUACUUGUUUUUCACGAAGGAGUAAUUUUUUAACUUUUUCCAAUAUCUAAUAUGUAUUCUCCAUUUUUCUCACAAGCACACAUGUAUAAACUGUUCUGUCAGAACGAACUUCCAUCUAGUCUAGAAUGCAAUACUAUUCUCUCCUACCCCAGUAUUCCUAAGAAUAUCUGGUCUUGGGGUGCUCAGGCCAUUCAAAGGUAAGUAAUGAAAAGGAAAUGAGCAUGGCCCAUGAAAAAUGCUACAACAAGAAGAAAAUAAACCACUGGUGACUAACUGGUAGUCCAGCGUUGAUGAAAUGAGAUCCUUCCCUUUGGUGACCUCAGGUUUUUCUUAGGAAAGUUUUCACUUGGAGACUAUUUUUAGUUCAGUAGUUUAUAUUUCCUGGAACUAUGUGCUGCAAUCCAUAGGAAAAUGUAAUGGAAUUCAGCUACUAUCUCAAAAGCUACUAUUUGGAAAGGUCAAGGUCUUUUCUGAAGGUCAAGCCAUGGCUUGACAUGUCUUGGUGAUAUUUUAGCUUUUGUAUAUAUAUUAUCCAAUUCCUGCAAUGAUUUCCUUAUAUGAUAUAUAUGCUUUCAAGAAUUCAUAACAGUGUAUUUUAUCGGAAAUGCUUAUCAAGUUCCAAGGCCAAAGGAUCUCCUGAAUUAAGGCAAAUUAAGCUUGGACCCUCCUUUCCUAUACAGCCUUGGUGGUAUUUAUACUAACAUUAUAGACUCCUAACAUUUACCUAACCACCUAUAGGAAUGUACUUUGGCACAUAAAUUUUUUUUCUGAUAUAUUAACCAAUAUUAGCUCUUAGUUGACCUCCUUUACCUCUUCCCUUUUGGGUUGUAAAAGAAAGCCUGAUGGUCAUUGCCUGAGGAAAACUCUUG